Messenger RNA from Arabidopsis thaliana (thale cress), 1618 nucleotides. RefSeq names its product RHOMBOID-like 2 (gene RBL2). Lineage: Eukaryota; Viridiplantae; Streptophyta; Magnoliopsida; Brassicales; Brassicaceae. The transcript is spliced from 4 exons. Gene Ontology annotation, cellular component: membrane; Golgi membrane. The coding region runs from base 415 to 1368 and encodes 317 amino acids. Gene Ontology annotation, molecular function: serine-type endopeptidase activity. The record is from RefSeq and is marked reviewed. Gene Ontology annotation, biological process: proteolysis.
GAAACUUGUACUAAAACCUAGGAGAGGAGGAGCUGGCACCACCGCCUAACUCGCCAUUGACACAACACCAAAAACUCUUCUUUACUUUUUGUUAUUCUACACACAUCGAUAAAGAUUAAGAACAUAAUUAAUAGAAUUCCAUAAAUAAUUAGAUGCACUAACUUUUCAACAUCAAUUCAACGGUUUAAAUUCGUGAAAAAGCGUUUUUAUUUUAUUUUAAUGGUUACAACUUUGUAGUUUUUACCCUAAAUCUCUCUCUGAUUACUGAUACUCUGUCUCAAUCUCUUCUUUCUUCUAAUCCUUUAUUUCUUGUAAGCUACUUCUCCUGAAUUUCGUAUUUGAUCCGUUUAAUCCAAGUUUCGAUUUUAUAUAACAACCACAUAGACAGAGAGAGAGAGAGAGAGAAACAGAGUAAUGGCGAACAGAGAUGUGGAGAGAGUAGGGAAGAAAAACAGAGGAGCUAAUAACAAUUAUUUCUACGAGGAGUCUUCUGGUGAAACUCAUUGGACUUCAUGGCUGAUUCCGGCGAUUGUAGUGGCAAAUCUCGCUGUCUUUAUCGCUGUUAUGUUCGUUAAUGAUUGUCCUAAGAAAAUCACCGGACCUAACAAAGAGUGUGUUGCUAGAUUCCUCGGAAGAUUCUCGUUUCAACCACUUAAAGAGAAUCCUCUCUUUGGUCCUUCUUCUUCAACAUUGGAGAAAAUGGGAGCAUUGGAAUGGAGGAAAGUAGUACAUGAACAUCAAGGAUGGAGACUUCUCUCUUGUAUGUGGCUUCACGCUGGUAUCAUUCAUCUUCUUACAAACAUGUUGAGUUUGAUCUUCAUUGGUAUCCGCCUUGAGCAGCAAUUUGGCUUCAUAAGAGUCGGGUUGAUAUACUUAAUAUCGGGUCUCGGUGGAAGCAUACUUUCGUCGCUUUUCCUUCAAGAAAGUAUCUCUGUUGGUGCUUCGGGUGCUCUCUUUGGACUUCUUGGAGCAAUGUUAUCUGAACUUCUUACCAAUUGGACUAUCUAUGCCAACAAGGCGGCUGCUCUGAUCACACUUCUGUUCAUCAUCGCAAUCAACUUAGCAUUAGGCAUGCUUCCUCGGGUUGACAACUUUGCACACAUUGGAGGGUUUUUAACCGGAUUCUGCCUCGGGUUUGUCCUCCUUGUCCGACCUCAGUACGGUUGGGAAGCUUCCCGCACCAACACUUCGCGAACCAAACGAAAGUAUAGCAUGUACCAGUACGUGCUGUUUGUAGUUUCAGUGGUGCUACUUGUGGUUGGGCUAACGGUUGCAUUAGUGAUGCUUUUCAAAGGAGAGAAUGGGAACAAACAUUGCAAAUGGUGUCAUUACCUUAGCUGUUUCCCAACUUCUAAAUGGACCUGCUAAUCAUCAUCAUCAUCAUCAUAAUCAUAUAGUAAAAGCUUUUAUAUGUGUUCUUGUUAACAUUUAAUCUCUUUGAUCUCUCUAGCCUUUGAUUAUUUAUAUAUGUGUACAUUACCAAAUUCGUCUUGUGUAAAAGGGGAUAGAAAUAAAAGAGUGUAUUAUUUUUACAUUUGAACACCAUAUUUCUCAAACUGUCUUUAAGUACAUAAAUAGUAAACAAUUUUAUUAAUGUAAAACAUAAGCUGUAAUUGGA